AUGACCUUCCCUCCCCCUCCUCCUUCCUCCCAAUCGUCGAUUGCUUCUGGCACCGAUAAGUCUUCCACGAUCAGACCUGGAAGGUCACAGCAAUCUGCCUGGGGUCCAUCCGUGUCCCAGUCCAGCGUUCGCCGUGGACUGACUCCGCUUGCGACCAACAAUCUCGCAUCGUCAUCUUUCCCCUCAGCCUCUUCCCGAGGGCCACCUCAGUCCAGUAGUCCUGGUCCGGGCGGUUCAACUUCAUCUCCUUUGACCUCUUCCUUCUCUGCGGUUCUGAGUUCCGCACGAGGCUUUCCAGGCAGCCGGAACGCACCCUCACCUGCCUCCACGCCGUCACCCUUCACCUCCUUCCAAUCUGGCUCGCAACAACAUCAGCAGCCCGGACAAUCUCUCUCGUCUCCUAAGUUCAGAGCCCAUACCCCGUCGUCUGGGUCACAUCUGGCUUCCACAGCGGGCUCUAUCGCGGGUGGUGGAGGCUCCGGGGGAGGCGGAGGUGGGACGGGAUCUUCCAGAGGCGCCACCUUCUCUCCGUUGUCAUCUGGGACAACGGUAAACUCACCUACAGGGUUUCCUUCUGACAAAUCGGGCUCGGCAGCUGCAGCUCACGCAAGUCAGUCUUCGCUAACAAAAAUAUCUAUCGCUCAAGUGUUUCUUCUCCUAGAUUCAAUUACGGAGAAAGAAGGUCGAGAGAAGUGGGACACGAAAGCUGCUCAGAUUCACAAAGUAAGCCAAUUCCAUCUGUAA
Molecule: messenger RNA, 744 nt
Organism: Aspergillus oryzae RIB40
Lineage: Eukaryota; Fungi; Ascomycota; Eurotiomycetes; Eurotiales; Aspergillaceae
Exons: 1
Coding region: 1-744 (247 amino acids)
Source: RefSeq, a predicted model, not a curated record